UUACUAAAUUUUAGUAUUUUACCGACUUUUUCUAGUAAGCUACUGCGUAUAUCUACAAUUAUUUAAAAUUAAAUGUCAUAAAAUAACAUAAUAAAUUAUAAUGAGCAAUGCAAUAAAAACCCAAAAAAAAACUAUUGGCUUGCAUGAUAUUUGUAAGAAAAAUUCCAAGAUUCCAAUAACGAAUCCUGGACACAAAUCAAGCAAGAUAGACAACCAAAUGAAAUCUCUUGAAUUAUUGAGUAUAAAACCAGAAACAGAUCCAGAUAAUUCAUUAACAUGUUCUAAUAUUUCAGUUCCAUCAAAUGCUACAGAGUUGACAGAAACAUCAUUUCUAGAUAAAUCAAAUUCAGCUGAAUCUUCUUCAUUGAUAUUAGAUACAUUCAGUCAGUCAUCAGCAUCAAAAUUAAUACGCAGGAAAAUACCAAGAGCUGGUCACUUAAUGACUCCACGGCACUUAUGGAUCCAAUCAAUUCCACCCAAAGCUUGCGAUGUGGUUUUAACAUUCACCAAAACUACAGACUAUAAGACUAUCGAAUGGGUAAAAUCACUAAUAGUAGACGAGUCUAAUGGUUUCAGUUUAUCCGUGAAUGUCCAAUAUCAUUCAUCAACCGACUCAUACUGUUUUUACUUGACAGCUUCUUUUCAUGUUCUGAUGAAAGCUGCUCAAGAUGUACAUUUACCAAAAAAAAUUAUUGGUGGUGGUGGCCUAAGAGAAUUUAUACUUUCUGAAAUGAAUAUAUUUGAAGGAAUCGAGGAUCAUUCAAAUUUUUUCACUAUGCAAGAAAGGCAAACAUUGAUUUUAUAUGUAUUAAAUACACUCAGGGUACAAAAUUGUGAUUGGCUCACAGAACUAGUUGAAAGCCAACCAUUAAUUUCAGAAUGUAUGUCAAAUGGAAUAAUUGAACAUUUAUUCCCAGUUCAUGAGAAUAAGACAUUAAAAUGGUUGCGUAUUAUCUGGGUAAAGUCAUUUUUCAGCUUACAACCUUUGGAUAAGGUUUGUGAUUAUUUUGGUGUCAAAGUUGCCAUGUACUUUGCAUGGAUUGGACACUACACUGGUUCAUUAAUAUAUCCAGCUAUUGCUUAUUCCACAUUUUGGUUUGGGUUUGGAAGACAACUGGAUCAAUGGACAGAAGGAGUAUGGUUUGUUGUGUUGGCCUUUAUGAAUGUUCUCUGGCUGACAGUAUACUUAGAAACAUGGAAACGCUACUGUGCUGAAUUAGCCUAUCGAUGGGCUACACUAGAUCAAAGACAUCAGUUUCUGUUACAACCUCGUCUAGAAUUUAAAGGUCAUCCGCGAAUUAGUCCGAUAACUGGUAAAGCUGAACUAUGGUAUCCAAAUUGGAAACGAAGGCUGUUCAGUUAUUUUGUCAGUGCACCCAUCAUUGGUCUAUGCUUGGCAGUGGUCUUCGUUUUAACAAUAUUACAGAUAAAAUUACAAGACUGGUGGGAUUCAUACAUUGAAACAAAUGAAUAUCCAACGUAUUUAAGUUACAUUUCCAAAAUUAUGUUAGCCCUUAUCAUCGCUGUGCUUGAUGACAUUUACAACAUUAUUGCCGUGUGGCUGAACGAUUGUGAAAACUAUAGGUUGGACACUGAAUAUGAAAACCAGCUGAUCAUCAAAGUUACACUGUUUCAAUUUGUCAACUCAUUUUUGUCUCUCUUCUACAUCGCUUUCUAUUUGCAAGACCAGGAAAGACUUAGAACGCAAUUGGCCGUGCUUCUAAUCACCAGACAGCUAAUACGCAACAUCAAAGAGUCGGCGCUCCCUUACGUGCUAGAACAAAUCCGUUUUGCCAAAAUCAGCUUUGACCUGUUUGGUGCAUUGACACCAUCUGACGGCCCGGCCAAACCAAACGGUGAGCGCGUCGUGUCACAGCCGGAACUUGAGUGUUCAAUGUUUAAAUUUGAUGGUACGUUCUCCGAACACUUGGAAAUUUUCAUCCAGUUUGGUUACGUGGUAAUGUUCUCGUCAGCAUUCCCUCUGGCCGCCCUGUGCGCGUUCCUUAACAAUCUAAUCGAAAUACGUAGUGAUGCAUUUAAAAUGUGCUACGUGUACCAAAGGCCGUUCGGUCAACGGAUCAAGGACAUCGGCAUGUGGCAGAACAUCAUGGAAGUUAUGGGAUUCAUCGCGGUGCUUGUAAACUGUGCCCUGAUCGGUCUCAGUGGUCAAGUCCACCGAUUGCUGCCUGACAUGACAGCGAUUCAAACAGUCUUGUUGAUCGUCGCUCUCGAGCACAUAAUGUUGGCUUUCCGAUGCGCACUAAGCUGUCUAAUCCCAGACGUACCACAAUGGAUAGCCACUGAAAUGGCUAAGACCGAGUACAUUAGACGCGAAGCGGCGUCUUCCAAAUCUCAGUGAAAAGGAGCCACCGAUGAUGGAUUAAAUAGAUCUCACCGGUUUUGUUUAAAAAUAUUUGUUUUAAACUGAUGUCGAACGCUUGUUAUUCCUCGUAACUUUCAAUAGUUGAUCUAUCACUGCGCAAAUUGUUUAUGGAUACUGCCACACUGGCCAGGUUCAUACUUUAUGUAUACGCUAGAAUAGCGUUUCCUGUAAUAAAUUGGCCAUAAUUUAAAUAAUUUGAUAAAUUAAUAUUUAUUACUUCGUCGUUUUUUGAUCACCAUAUUGUUUUCAUACAUUUUAUUAUAUAUUUAUAUUAUCACAUAAUUUCUAUUCCUACCUAUUUUAAUAUUUCCAUUAGUUUUUAGGUACUUACAAGGAUUUUCGCUUCACGUGCAACUGAUGUACCUACUUACCUGCACAGUACAGUGUAAUUGUUAUUAUUAGUGAAUAAGGGUAGUGAAUAUAAAGCUUUAGUUGUUACUUGUUAUAUUUACCAACAAAAUGUUUUUAAUUUUAACUGAUUUAAAAUAAUAAUAAUCUCUUUGAUAAUAUCUUGUUUGCCUAUAAUAUCGUGUUAUUCUCUUUUUAUAUUAUGUGUCAAUGAAUUUCCAUUAUUUUUGGCACUUAACUUCGUUCACAAAUAAAAUAAUUCAUAUACCAUAAGAAGUUUCUUACUUAUUUGUUCCGUGUUUGUAUUUAUACAAAUUUUAUUUACUUGUAUGUAUAUACUCUUUAUUAUAUUGUAUACACUUAUAAUUACUACUAUACAUACUACUUAUAUAUAUUUAUUUAAUGAAGUUGUAUUUAUUCAUGUUUAUGAUUGAUAAUAUCUAUUGUUAUUUAAAACUAAAUACAAGACUGAUCUCUU
Molecule: messenger RNA, 3209 nt
Organism: Acyrthosiphon pisum (pea aphid)
Lineage: Eukaryota; Metazoa; Arthropoda; Insecta; Hemiptera; Aphididae
Product: anoctamin-8
Exons: 16
Coding region: 101-2359 (752 amino acids)
Biological process (GO): chloride transmembrane transport
Cellular component (GO): plasma membrane
Molecular function (GO): chloride channel activity
Source: RefSeq, a predicted model, not a curated record